Molecule: messenger RNA, 1827 nt
Organism: Bursaphelenchus okinawaensis
Lineage: Eukaryota; Metazoa; Nematoda; Chromadorea; Rhabditida; Aphelenchoididae
Source: the annotation of a GenBank genome assembly
AUGCCAAAUAGUCCAACAGAAAAGUUGGAGCAGCCAGAAAAUCCAGUUUCUGAUGUACAAGCACCAAAAAUCUUGGUUGUUGAGGUACGUCGUCAGCAAGAAACUGUUCUCUAUUAUUGAUUAUACCAUUUCAGACAGCUUCUUGUCGGCAAGUGCCGCUUUGUACGAAUUGCUCACAGAACGUAUCCGACCUACAACACGAGAAUGCUCAGUUUGCCUUCAAGAGUAACUUUGACAAGGAGUUCGAUAUUCAAGAGAUCCAGAACGUCAGGUCGCCGACAAAGAAAGGUUUGGCGAUCUCCAACAGCACAAGAGCUAUUGCCAAACGGGCCAAAUUGGAUGUGAACAGUUUGCGAGAGAAGAAUGUGCUUCAAUCUGAUCUCAACUUAUCUUAUCCAUCAGAAGUCCAGUUUACAGAUGAUAACAGGAAGGUAGUGUUCCCAGAGAGUGAAUAUGACAUUCUGGAGAAGCGACUGAUUGCUUUAGAGUCAGAGCUUCAACAUUCAGGAGGGAAUGAAGGUACGAUCUUUGGUUGUUUUUUUAUUGGUUAGAGUAUAUUUUUUUUUGACAUCUUGAUGUUCUUUUUGUCUCUUUUCAAUAAAGUAAUGUCUUAAACCUAUUUUUUAUUAUUUUAGAUCCUGAAUUCAAAAGAUUGUGCAAAAUGGGUGUGAUAUACGAAGAGAAAUGGGCUCGAUUAUAUUGCCGAGACUAUAACAAACCAAUUGUAAGUUUUUAAUAUUGGUUUUCUUACUUUUUAGGUAACAUUCAGAAUUGUUAUUCCGUUGUAAACUUUCGAAACAAUUUUCUUAUUAUUCACUGUUAUUUUGCUUACUUCAAUGUGUUUAUUACAGAACGAAUACAGAAAUGAAGCUAUUGGAGUGUUGAAACAGAAUCUGAACAUCAGAAGAGAUGGUCUUCGACCUUUCAUGAGGUUAAUGCAGUCUCGUCAGCUUUCAUACACUCCGGAUACACAGAAAGUCAAACGAGAUAUACUGUCAGCUAGUCCAGCUGUAAAUAUAAUCUCUGGACGAAUGACAACGCCAAAGGAAUACAGUAAAGGAAACGUCAAGAAGAUGUUCGGUCAUUGGUAAGAGUUUAUGAUGAAUGUUAAUGGUAAAUAUAUAUACUAUUUGUAGUUAUCUUUAUUGGCUAAAUGAAUAAGCGUUAAUUUUCUUAUUUUAUAUUGUCUAUGUUUUUUUUCUCACAGAAUCUUACAAUUGUGCUUUUAGCGUUCCUAUUACAACUCUAAUGACAGGGCCUUACUACAACUACUCGUAUGUUCAACAAGAUCAUUGUUAUAUGAUUGAGAAUGAAUUAUUCGAUAUUGAGAGUAGGUUAAAGCGAUGUGCACCAGGAACGCAAGGUAAGAUUAUAUUUGUACUUAUAUAAAAUUAUAUGUAGGUGUAUAAUUAGUCAUAUUAUUGUCUUGUAAACAUUAGCAAACAAUUAUAAAUACUUUUUUAUGCUUAAUUGCAAUUGUUGAUUUUCAUUUUUACUGUGUAAAACCUUAACUAGCGACUAAAAUUUUACUUAUAAAGUUAUUAACAAGUAAGAGUUUGAUUAUUAUGUACUUUCAAGUCUAAUAGUAGGCUAAUUUUAGAAUACAAACGCCUGGCAGAAGAAGGUAAACGACUGAGGUUCGAAUGGAAACACACAUACGAAGAGAUACGACGAACCCGGUCGAUCACUCAACCGGUCUCGGCCUACGACCUCAAGAAGUGUGUGGUGGUGAACAGAGGCGGGAAGCGGAUCGCCCUGCCCGUAACAGAUGAGGAGAUCAGCCAACAGCUGAUGGAAGGCGACAUCGACGUGGAAGUGCAAGACUGA